AUGUUCCUCCAAAAGGCUCUGAGCGCAGUAGCGCCGUUGAAUGUUCUAGCGAGGGCUCAUAAUUCCACAUCAGGGCCAUCGACCGAUAGGUGGCCGAGCGGCUUGCACCUGGCGGUGGAUUACUACCCGUCUCAAUGGCCCGAGUCAGCUUGGGAGACGGACAUUUCACAGAUGCGGGACAACAACAUCUCCUAUGUUCGCGUGAAUGAGUUCGACUGGCACAUUCUUGAGCCAACAGAAGGACAAUACAACUUCACCCUCCUGGAUACGACACUUGAGCUGCUUGAGAGGUACGGUCUCAAGGCUAUCGUUGGCACCCCAACUGCAUCGCCACCAAAUUGGUUGACGGAGAACUACGAUGUCAACUUCGUGGAUCGUACCAAUACGACUCUGAUCUUUGGCUCUCGUCGGCACUACAGCUUUUCUUCGUUUGAUUACCGGAACCUCAGCCAAGGUAUCACGACCAAAUUAGCUCAGCGAUAUGGAAGCCACCCUGCAGUGGUAGGCUGGCAAUUGGACAAUGAGUUUGGAUGCCACGACACUGUGCGCAGCUACGACCACAAUGCCAUCACGAGGUUCCGUACCUGGCUGGAGGAGAAGUAUGGAACUAUCGAAAAUUUGAACAAUGCUCAAGGCCGAGUGUUCUGGUCGGAUCAAUAUGAAAGCUUUGAAACCAUCCAACCUCCGUUCCUCGAGAUCUACACCAAUAACGAACUGCACACGCUCGACUGGUACACCUUCUCUUCAGAUAUGGUCAUAGAGUUCGCCAAGGAGCAGACGAAUAUCAUCAGACAGUACGCUCCGUCGCACGCAAUUACACACAACUUCAUGAUGGGAUACAGUGACUUUGACCAUUACAAGUUUGCUCGAGAGGUAGGCAUUGACCUUGCAACUUUCGAUCAGUACGCCCUUGCUGGCCCGAGCACAUUCUCCUGGUUGUCCGACCAGGAGCUGUUCGAGACGCUGCGCACCGGCCUGCCCGAUUGGCAAGCGCUACAUCAUGGUCUCUACCGAGGCGUCUCUGGCGCAGCUUACAAUAAAACAGCGGGACCAUGGGGUGUGAUGGAAAUGGAGCCUGGUGUACUAAAUUGGAACCAAUAUCGCGUGAGCCCGUGGACUGGCAUGGUAAAACUCUGGACUCUUGAGGUUUUUGCGUCGUCGGGAAGUCUCGUCAACUAUUUCCGUUGGCGUCAGGUCCCCUAUGCUCAGGAGCAGACACUGUCUGGGCUACACUUGUCAGACUAUACAGCAGACGAAGGGCUCGAUGAGGUCCAGGAGCUUGUACAAGAGCAACUGCCCAAGCUCCGAGAAGCCGUAACCGUAGACGAGCCACAAGCCGAUAUCGCUUUCGUCUUCGACUAUGCUUCAGUCUGGACCUGGGCAAUUGAGCCUUACAGUGGCAGUUGGGAUGUCAAGAAAGCAGGGUAUACAGAUACGGUGGUGAACUACUGGGAUCUUGUUUAUAUCUUCUACUCAGCCAUCCGCCGACUUGGACUGUCUAUUGACGUCAUCGGACCCGAUCAGCCUCUCGACGGCUACAAGCUGGUCGUUGUGCCAAGUCUUCCCAUUAUCCCGGAGGCGUUUAAUGCUGCAAUUGCGAGUUACUCGGGGCCUAUAGUCUUCGGGCCCCAUACUGGAUCGAAGGACGCCAACUUCGCAACUGUCACCGGCCUCAACCCUGGCAACGGUGCAUUGGGCGAUAGGUUGCCUACUCGAGUCACACGCGUUGAGACUCCGCCGAGUUACGCGGGCAGUGGAGUCCUAUAUGGAGGAUCAAACUAUAGUAUCGAUGGCCGCGAGGAGUGGAUCGAGUGCAGGAGGGCCAAUCUGACCAGCAGCGCGACCGUGACAUAUACCUCUCCGCAUCGACCGGGAAAGCCUGCCGCGUGCGAAAAGGACGGUGCCCACUAUCUGGCUUUCAAGCCUUCUACCGAUUUCCUGGUUGCCUACCUGGGAGACGUCGCGGCCGGAGCGAAUAUCACGGCCUUGACUGGCAUACUGGCAAGCAAGGAUAAUGAUUUGGGAAGCUCUCUGAGGUUGCUGAGAAGAGGCAAUUUGGUCUGGGCAUUUAACUAUGGCACAUCGGCUGUAGCGGCACCUACGAUUGAAAACGCUGAGUUGCUAAUUGGAGAACUGGGCGACAUCCCGGGUGCCGGUGUCGUGGUAUGGAAGUUGCAGAGUUAG
This is a messenger RNA of Truncatella angustata, 2184 nucleotides long. Its product is annotated as beta-galactosidase-domain-containing protein. Gene Ontology annotation, biological process: carbohydrate metabolic process. Gene Ontology annotation, molecular function: beta-galactosidase activity. The coding region runs from base 1 to 2184 and encodes 727 amino acids. Lineage: Eukaryota; Fungi; Ascomycota; Sordariomycetes; Amphisphaeriales; Sporocadaceae. The transcript has a single exon. Gene Ontology annotation, cellular component: beta-galactosidase complex. The record is from RefSeq and is a predicted model, not a curated record.